Molecule: messenger RNA, 141 nt
Organism: Enterobius vermicularis (human pinworm)
Lineage: Eukaryota; Metazoa; Nematoda; Chromadorea; Rhabditida; Oxyuridae
Source: the annotation of a GenBank genome assembly
AUGUGCAUCAACGACAGUUGUGUGCUAGGAUGUUAUGAUACUUGUACGGACUGCAAGUGUUAUACGGGUUAUUGCCACAAUCCAAUGUACAAGCGCUGUAUGCAGUGCUGUCACAGAACUUGCGGAACCUGCGAACCAUAG